UGGAACGCAGCUCACGUACGUUGCAGUUGGUCAGUUGAAGUCGGAGGACGAGAAGAGGACUUUUUAUUGCUCGAGAACUAUGGAGAACGGCAAAGUGGAAAACCGCGUCGCAGAACCUAUCGACAGCACCACUCACUUGGACUGUAAUCUGAACUCUGAUAAAGAAAACAUGGAGGACACGGUGGAGUUCAGACUCAUAAUGGCGUACGCUCAGAGGCGGCGGCCAGCGAAAGCCAACACACCCAAAGCAAACGGCUCGGCCGCAGAACAAACGCUGACUCAGACAUCUGGAAAGACUGAAAACGAGGAGGAGGAGGUGGAGGAGAAGAAGAAGAAGAAGAAAAAGAAGAUAUGGAGGCAUCUGAAAGUGAUUUUCAGGUGUGUUCAGCCUCAGACAGUGGAGCCAGAAUCACCACAGGAUGAUGACCUCAACGGCCCCAUGUACCGACACUUUGUUCCUGAAGACAAAGAAGAUGAGCAUCACGCUGAAGAUCAGGAUGCGAUGGAGGAAGUGGCGGACCGAGUGAUCGGGAUUGCCGAUGAAUUUGAUUUCACUCCCGAAAUGGAUCCGUGCAUCGAGUCCGAUGCAGGGGAAGAUGAUGUGGAGAAGAUGAUUGGUCUGUUGCUGAGGGACCAAGGCGACCGGCUGAACGACGAGUUUGACCUGGCGCACAUUGCUGCAGACCUUUUUUUAGACUACAGCUUCUUCGCGAGGCUUCUCAACAGAUUUCUGAUCAGGAUCGGCUUCAGGAGACCGGACUCUGACGCCUUAGGACCCCAAGCAGCCAACAGAACCCAAAUUGCUGCCGCCCUAGAGAUAACAAGUCGUCUCACCUCUGUCGAGGCAUUGCCCAAAGUCAAGUUAUAUAAACAUGGAGCUCGAUAUUUGCAGGAAUAUUAUUCAUCGUGGGCUCAAACGCAGGGCGGAUACGAGGCAGUGUUUCCUGAUGAAGAGGAAGUUGACUGAUUAGGAAGUUGAUUAUUCAUUACAAGAACAACAACAACAACAACAAAAAA
Molecule: messenger RNA, 1017 nt
Organism: Xiphophorus maculatus (southern platyfish)
Lineage: Eukaryota; Metazoa; Chordata; Actinopteri; Cyprinodontiformes; Poeciliidae
Product: apoptosis facilitator Bcl-2-like protein 14
Exons: 7
Coding region: 80-967 (295 amino acids)
Source: RefSeq, a predicted model, not a curated record